UUUACAACGAUGAACGCUCCCAAAUUAUUCUUGAAUAUCCUGUAGAAAUUGGUAAUUAAUAUUAUUUUCUAUUACACAACACUAUUUAAAAAUCGCAUAUACCAAAAUUGUUUGAAUUUGACUCCCGGGAUAUAUAAAAAAAGACUAUGAAACCAAGAUUAUUAGUGUUCGAUACUUUGGUUUCGAUACUAAAAAUCUUAUAUGUAUUUACUUGUACUGGACAUCCCUAAAUGCAUUUUGUGCUGAGGAUUUAAAAAAAACUUAGGUACCUAUUGCAGUUUUAUGAAAAUAAACAACUCAUUAUUAAUUUACCGCUUUUUGCUUGCGCUAUUGUAGGAAUUUGAAUUCAUUUCUAAGAAUUAACAUUAAUUUACUACCUUUAUUUUUUGUUAGUUUUAAUAUUAAUGGAUUAUCUAGAGACCGAAAAUUUUAUAGACCAAUUAAUCCAAGAAUAUGAUGAAACUUCGAUGUCUGUACCUGAAAUUGAAUUUCAACCACAUCUUCUCAUAUCAAGAGUGCGGAAACAUUAUAUGGAUUAUAUAAUAAAAAUGUUAUCUAUUAACUAUGAAACUAACCAAAGGCUAUUGAAUAAGAAUAUUUACUUGCCAAGUGCAAUCUGGCGAUGUGCAAAGAAAAUAGAGAUGACAGCUGCACAGACUUGCAUGGUAGCACAAGUAUAUAGGAAGAAUAUUACAACUGUUAUAAAAGAUUUAAAAAAUGAUACUACCAAAGGGAAAUUGUAUAGAAGUUUGUAUGAUUGUCUAAAGAAACCACCAGAAAAUGAUAAGAAAACACAAACAACUGGCAAAUCAAAUGAUUGUACAUGCCCUUGUAUUUGUAACCAACGAAAAAGGGCUCGGUUAUCUGAUUCACCGAAAAUUUGCUUGAAUGAUAAUUUAAAUACAGAUUCAGCAAAAAUGGAACAAAUGAAUACCAAUCAGGAAAAGCAAUUUACAAUACCAGUUAUAGAAAAUUUACAAGCUCAAAGUCCCAAAAUUGCUAUAGUAUCUACUAACAAUGCAGCACAAGCAAUUAAUGAUCAAUUAUUAAUCUUAAACCAAGAGUCAGUUCAAUCAUCUAAGCCACUCAUCAGGAUGUCUGUUGAAUCUAGUGAUUCAACUGAUGAAUUAAUGUUACAAUUAGAAAAGCUAUUUCAAGGUGAUCCCAAUGAUGAUGAUUUGUUUGAAGGUACCUUAUGUGAUACUUAUGAUGUUGCAACACAUGUAGAAAAAAAAUGUAUUGAUACUUUGAAUAAAGAAAACCAAAUAGUAAUACAAAAUCAAGAUGAAAUAAAUGAUAGUAAUUCUGCCCUAAAAAAAACACUUGAUGAAAGAUUACAAUCUCUAGCUGGCUUGCUUGUUAAUAACAAUAAUGACGACUGUACCAUACAACAAAAAUCUGAAAUAUUAAAAAAGAAAAACAGAUCAAGUAAAUGGCUAUGUGAAGAAUAUUUUCUUAAAGUAAAAUUAUACGAACUUAUGGAUCAGAUUAGGGACUGUAACAGAAAGAAGUAUUCACGGAUAAAACAGAAAUUGGUUUUAUUAUUUGGGGAUGAUUGUGAUGAUGACAGUAUAAUGUCGCCUUUAGAUGAAUCGUCAGAGUUCAUUAUUAGCUGUAAAGAACGAAUUGCCCCAUGGGUUGUAAAGCUAUUAACACCUUACUAUAUUAAAGGUCGUAUUAGGGGAAAAGUUCUAUUUAAAGCUGUCGCCAAACACUUGAUACGAUUAAUUUAUCAAUGCAGUAGAUAUCCACAUGAGUAUGAGGUACAUAGUUUUGUAUCUGACUUCUUAGAAAACCACAAGAUGAUAAGAUGUGAAGCUGAUUUCAAACAAUUUAGAAUUGAUAACCUGUAAUGCUCUGGCUGUUUAUUAAGGUUUAAAUUUAUAUUGUUGAUUUGAAAUAAUAAAUUUAAAAAAAUCACUUGCCAUAUUCUUGUUAUCCAGACUAUUUUAA
Messenger RNA from Achroia grisella, 1953 nucleotides. RefSeq lists its product as uncharacterized. The record is from RefSeq and is a predicted model, not a curated record. The transcript is spliced from 5 exons. The coding region runs from base 405 to 1853 and encodes 482 amino acids. NCBI's taxonomy places the organism in Eukaryota, Metazoa, Arthropoda, Insecta, Lepidoptera, Pyralidae.